CGACCAAUAAACCAACUGAGAUACAAAUACGGAGCUUAUGAGACACUUUUCCAAGAUUUAAAAAAUGAUGAAAAUUUAUUUUUUCGUUAUACGAGAAUGAAUUUAUGUUUAUUUAACAAAUUACUUCAAUUAACUGAACCUCAUUUAACAAAAAAUAGCUAUCGAGCAUUUCCUGCAGAACAAAGAUUGAUAAUAGUAUUAAGAUAUCUUGCCACUGGAGAUCUUCCUUUGUCUAUCGCUCUAUCAUUUCGAAUUGGUGAAUCAACAGUGCGUAUGUUAAUUACAGAAGUAUGUCAGAUAUUAAUAAAUGUAUUACAACCACUGUAUCUAUCACAACCAAGUGAAGAAGAAUGGAAGUCGUAUGCUGAAGGAUUUUGGAAGAGGUGGAAUGUGCCAAAUUGUGUAGGGGCAGUAGACGGAAAACACAUUACCUUGCAAUGUCCCCCUAAUUCGGGAAGUCUUUUUUAUAAUUACAAAAAAUAUUAUAGUAUUGUUUUGAUGGCAGUGGCAAACCAUGUAUAUAGAUUUACGUUAGUUGAUGUUGGUGCAUACGGUGGUAACAGCGAUGGCGGAAUUUUUAACGAUGCAUUAAUUGGAGAAAUUUCAAAAAUGAAAAUUUAA
Molecule: messenger RNA, 621 nt
Organism: Temnothorax curvispinosus
Lineage: Eukaryota; Metazoa; Arthropoda; Insecta; Hymenoptera; Formicidae
Product: protein ANTAGONIST OF LIKE HETEROCHROMATIN PROTEIN 1-like
Exons: 2
Coding region: 97-621 (174 amino acids)
Source: RefSeq, a predicted model, not a curated record